GGCGGACAAACUGCGCCUGCGCCGAUGCUGCAGCGGACAGCCGCUCUGCCCCCUUGCAACUCUUUGGUGCAAGAGCCCGACGAUUUCCCUUUUUUAAAAGAACGAGAGCGCGAAAAGGAGAGAAAACGGGGGAAAAAACCGGCGGCGGGCUUUGAAACAUGCCGAAGCCGCCGCAGGAAGGCCCGAACCCUUUAUUUACGCGAUGGCUGCAAGAAUGGCGCGACCAGGCCGCGGAGAGCGGCCGUCUGAAGAGCCAACGCGCUUAUGAACGGGCGCUGAGCUCUCUCCGCAAAUAUCCCCUCCCUUUGCGCAGCGGCUGUGAGGCUCGGAUCCUGAUGUAUUUUGGGGAGAAGAUCUGCCGUCAGCUGGAUGAACAGCUGGAGAGACACCGCAGCACCCAGGACGCUACAGCGCUGGCCGGUAUGGAAGGAGAGAGGCCUGGAGUCACUACAGGUGGGCCAAUCCCAACUUCUCCGUGGAAAAGUUGUGAAGAUGUGGACCAUCCAACUUCCAGCGACAGGCCGGUGUUACAACCAGCUCAGCCCUCUCUGGAGCCAGUUGAACAUCAAGAGCAAUGCUCAAAGUUGAGACCGUUGAAAAAGCAGACUGUUCCACGGCAGCGGGCCCGGACUUACAUGCCAACUCGGCGUUCUCCGGCUUAUGCGGUUCUGUUGGCACUCUACAAUCACACCGUGAAACCUGAUUCCCGGGGCUAUCUGAGCAAAGCAGAGCUGCAGAAAACUGCUCAGCCGCUGUGUGAUAAAUCUUUCUUUCUGGCCGAUUCUGGAGGUAAGAGCACCGCCUGGUCUAUUGUCAGCACUCUGAUUCGCAAGGAGCUAGUCCUCAAGACUAACAUCCCAGCCAGAUAUUCUCUGACCGAAGCAGGGCUGACCGUUGCCCGGGAGCUGCAGGCCUCUGAAGAACUGAAGGAAGACCAUUCCAGCACCCCAAAAACCGCAGCACCCCAAACAAGAGAAACCGCUUUGGAGCAAAACGACGGAAGCUCGUUGGGCUCAGAAAUUUCAGCCAGCAGCUCCACCGGCAAAUACAGCUGUCAAGAGCCGAACUCGGGGCUGUCCAAAGCCCAGUUGGUUUUGCGACCUGGACAAUUUGACGUGAUUCUUUGCGUGGAUUUCAUCGAGACGACAGGCGGACCUGCCUCCCGUAAACAGGAGCUGGUGCGCGAACUUCAACGUCACAACGUCCCGUUUAGCAUCCGGAAGCUUCACGUGGGGGAUUUCCUCUGGGUGGCCAGAGAGAGGAGGAGCCAGGUGGCAGAGCAGUUGCCACCAACCACGGUUCGUGAGCUGGUGUUAGACUACGUGGUGGAACGGAAACGGAUGCCGGAUUUGUGUGGAAGCAUCAUCGACGGUCGCUUUCGGGAACAAAAGUUCCGCCUACGACAGUGUGGUCUUUCCCACCCCGUCUACUUGGUAGAAGAUGCGAAUUCCGUGCAACAUCUCAGUCUCCCCGAAAAGACGCUGCAACAAGCGAUUGUCAACACUCAGGUGGUAGAUGGCUUCUUUGUCAAACGUACUCGUGACAUUCGGGAAUCUGCCGCUUAUCUGACCGUCAUGACCCGUCACUUGACCAGGCUGUACGAGGACAAAAUGCUUUUGAGCUGUACCAAACAGGAACUGGAGGACGAGCGCCCCCUGCAGCCCAUGGAGGGGACCUGCAGGCUUCUGACAUUUGCUGAAUUUAACGAAGGGGCUGCGAAGAACAAGGCACAGACCGUGUACGAAGUCUUCGCAAGGCAACUGAUGCAGAUCAGCGGCCUCAGCGGAGAGAAGGCGGCUGCCAUUUUGGAAAAAUACAAAACGCCUGCCAGCCUGAUGGAGGCUUACGCUGCGUGUCCAGAUGCAGAAAAUAAAGAGCAAUUGCUGAGCACCAUCAAAUGCGGCCAAUUGCAGAGAAAUCUGGGUCCUUCUCUUAGCAAAACAUUGGCUCAGCUGUACUGUACACCCGGACCGCUGCCUUGAACAUCAAAAGGCUGUGAGAAGUGUGCGCUGGCUCUGUAUGUGUAUGUGAGAGAGAGAGAGAGAGAAUCAGAGAAAGAGAAAUAAAAUAAUGACAUUUACUGUGCUGUUAAAAAAUUCCCACAAUUGGUCACCUCUUGUAAAACACCAGGAAAGGAGCGUGCCUCAAAUCUUGCAGGCAAAGUUUUUUUCCCCAGCUUGCACUUCUUUGCACAACCCAGAAGGGGAGGUGGUUUUCAUCUCUGCCUGCACUCCAACAAACACACACAUAUACCCCUUCCCCAGAAAAGGGUUUGGACAGAUGGACGUUCCCUUCAGUGCCUAGCUGUCUCCUGUCUGAUUGAAAGCAAUCUAAGAAAUACACUCACGUGCUAAUAAAGUCCUAAGAAAAUUGUCUUAAUACUCCAAUAAAAUGUCUAGUAGUUUUUAAAA
This is a messenger RNA of Crotalus tigris (Tiger rattlesnake), 2411 nucleotides long. It is a transcript of the gene MUS81, whose product is annotated as MUS81 structure-specific endonuclease subunit. The record is from RefSeq and is a predicted model, not a curated record. Gene Ontology annotation, cellular component: nucleus; Holliday junction resolvase complex. Gene Ontology annotation, biological process: DNA catabolic process; mitotic intra-S DNA damage checkpoint signaling; double-strand break repair via break-induced replication. Gene Ontology annotation, molecular function: 3'-flap endonuclease activity; crossover junction DNA endonuclease activity; DNA binding. The transcript has 16 exons. NCBI's taxonomy places the organism in Eukaryota, Metazoa, Chordata, Lepidosauria, Squamata, Viperidae. Bases 159 to 1982 code for a protein of 607 amino acids.